GGAAACGGGAUGCGGGUAGGAGACGGAGAGCGUCGGUUUGAAAGCAUCUCCAGCUGCGUGCGGAUGUAGCGACAUCCUACUAACCUACAUUUCAACCUGAAAGAGGCAAUGGCGGCCAACGGAAGAUUUCCCCAUUGACAUAUAGCCUAAUGAUCUACUGCGACGAAACGGAACAUAAACGUCCAAUAUGAAGAGUAUGGAGCAGGAAUUGCUGUGUCCUGUCUGCAAGGACAUUGUGAAGCAGCCCAUUGUACUUCCCUGCCUGCACAGCGUGUGUCUCAUGUGUGCCUCCGAGGUGCUGGUUCAGAGCGGGUAUCCCCAGCCCGAGCUCCCCCCGGAGCCCAACUCGCCCGCUUCUACCCCCAACAUGCGGUCCCCACGGCAGCUGCGCAGGCCCAUGCCCAAGUCUGACCGCGUGGACCGCCUGUUGCGCUCAGGUUCUGGGACAUACCCAGGCCGCAGGCGAAAGGAAGGCCCUCCACUUGUCAUGCUUUUUCAUUGCGCCCCCUGUGGACGAGAUGUGGAACUAGGUGAGAGAGGAUUGGCUGAGUGCAUGAGGAACCUUACACUGGAGAGAAUUGUGGAAAGGUACAGGCACACAGUGAGUUUGGGCAGUGUGGCUGUGAUGUGUCAGUUCUGUAAACCCCCACAGGCCCUGGAGGCCACUAAAGGCUGUGCUGACUGCAGAGCCAGCUUCUGUAAUGAGUGCUUCAAACUCUACCACCCCUGGGGCACUCCACGCGCCCAGCACGAACAUGUUCAGCCCACCCUCAACUUCAGGCCAAAGGUGUUGACAUGCCCAGAACAUGAUCAGGAGAGGCUGCAGUUUUACUGUAAGUCAUGUCAGAUGCUUCUUUGUUCACUCUGUAAACUGCGUAGAAUUCAUGCGGGUCACAAGAUUGCACCCGUCACCCAAGCCUACCAGACUCUUAAGGACAAGAUCACCAAGGAGCUGAACUACAUCCUGUCCAAUCAGGACAUGGUGAUGACUCAGAUCACACAACUGGAGAAUGCCAUCACUCAAACUGGGGUGAACAGUGUAUCAGCCAAAGAGCAGCUCUCUCACUGCGUGAGGGAGAUAAUGGCGUUACUAACCGAGCGGCAGACAAUGCUGGCCCAGGCUUUGGAAAGCUCACGGCAGAGAAGGGCAGAGGCUUUGGCCAAUCAGGUGGCUGAAAAACGGAGCUUGCUGGAACACGCCGGCUUGAUGGCUUUCACUCAAGAGCUGCUCAAAGAAAAUGACCCAUCGAGCUUUGUGCACGCAGCCAGAAUAACACACAACAGAUUGGCCCAAUCAGUUGAAUCUGUGCAGCGUUUCUCUCUUUCUGCUGAUCCUUCGUUCCGUCACUUUCAGCUUGAUGUUUCCAGAAUGCUCAAACUCCUCACAGACCUGAACUUCAUUCAGGCCCCUCUUGCUCCUGUGAUUGACACCCAGCGAACCCUUGCCUAUGACCAGCUCUUCUUGUGUUGGCGGUUGCCUCAAGACUCCACUCCUGCCUGGCAUUACUCUGUGGAAUUCCGGCGGCGGGGGGUGGUGCCAGGGGGCGGGGCAAGAGGGGGUAUUCGCGGGGGAUUGGCUGCUGCUCGUUGGGGCUGGCAGAGAUUGGAGGAGGUGACCGGGACCUGUGCGGUGAUUGACAGGCUGGAGAUGGACAGUGUGUAUGUGCUGAGGGUGAGAGGCUGCAACAAGGCUGGCUUCGGUGAUUACAGUGAGGAAGUAUAUUUACACACACCACCAGCUCCAGUCUUGAUUUCACCCUGCUAUUCACAGAGUGCAUUUCUUUGUAUUCUUUCCUUGUUUACAGUUUUCCUGAUUGCUGUAUUUAUGCCUUGUCCUCCUUUUGCAUAUUCUAUACUUCUAUUCUCCCUUUCCACCCACUCUUACGUCCCUCCAUUUGGUGCCUUAAUUCUGUGUCCCUCUUUCCCCUCUUCUUCUAUCCUCCUCAAAAUUCCUCCUGUAUUCCCUCGCUGUUGUCUUCCUCCCGCCUCCCCGACAGUGUUGAAUUUUUACCUGGACUCUCGUUGGGGUCUGCACGCGGACAGACUGGUGGUGAGUAAGGAGCAGCGGUGUGCUCGCAGUGUGCCCGGUCUCUCCCUGCUGCAGGCCGCCGAUCGGGCCCUUACUUCCUGUCACCUGACAGCGGAUCUGCUUGUGGGUGACGUGGCCAUAACGCAGGGUCGACACUAUUGGGCAUGCUCAGUGGAGCCCGGCUCAUAUCUGGUCAAGGUUGGAGUGGGCCUAGAGUCCAAACUUCAGGAGUGGUUUCAUCUGCCUGAAGAUAUGGCUAGUCCAAGAUAUGAUCCAGACAGCGGCCAUGACAGUGGAGCUGAGGAUUCGUCAGAUUCUCCUCCCCCUUUCUCUUUCCUCACAAUGGGCAUGGGCAAGAUCUACCUGCCCUCCUCUGCCAACUCCCAUCAUGCCAAUGCCAAUUACCGAGAGUCUGGUUUCACUAAUAGUAAUGGGCCUUCAUCGCCAGCUGGCGUCACCUAUCCGCUGCCUCCGAGACUAGGAGUGUGUCUGGACUUUGAGAAGGGGCGUGUCACGUUUUACGAUGCCCACUCACUCCGCCCACUAUGGGAGGGGCCUGUGGACUGCUCUGCCCCCGUGUGCCCUGCUUUCUGUUUUAUUGGAGGCGGAGCUCUACAGCUACAGGAGCUGGUUGCUAAUCGUAAUGCAAAUCAAACCCCUGUGAGACGAGUCACUAUUCAAUCACGUGUAACGAAACUGAACUGAACUCUGAUUGAUUAUCAUUUUUAUAAUUCGAUUUUAGAGAUGGAUGUUUUUAAUUGCACCCAAGAUAAAACUCUUCUUAUUUUUCUUUUGGUUUUUAGAGGCCUUUAUUGCUGCAAUGCUUGCUGAAUUACUGA
Sinocyclocheilus anshuiensis is the source of this 2868-nucleotide messenger RNA. RefSeq names its product tripartite motif-containing protein 46-like. Lineage: Eukaryota; Metazoa; Chordata; Actinopteri; Cypriniformes; Cyprinidae. The coding region runs from base 188 to 2734 and encodes 848 amino acids. The record is from RefSeq and is a predicted model, not a curated record. Gene Ontology annotation, cellular component: main axon. Gene Ontology annotation, biological process: axonogenesis; anterograde synaptic vesicle transport; microtubule bundle formation. The transcript is spliced from 12 exons. Gene Ontology annotation, molecular function: zinc ion binding; protein binding.